Molecule: messenger RNA, 3414 nt
Organism: Leptosia nina
Lineage: Eukaryota; Metazoa; Arthropoda; Insecta; Lepidoptera; Pieridae
Source: the annotation of a GenBank genome assembly
AUGUUGUGGUUAGCUGUUUGCAUGUCAGUUUUAGUUUUAAAUAUAUCUAAAAGCUAUGGAAAUGACAUAUUAGGAUGUGGAGGAUUCGUAAAAAGCCGCGUCGCUUUAGAUGUAUCUAAUAUAGAAAUUGGAUUGUAUACACAAGAAGGGAGUUUAGUAGAAAAGACAGAAUGUGCCCCGACAAAUGGUUAUUACUUUGUGCCAUUGUACGAAAAAGGGGAUUAUAUCUUAAAAGUACACCCACCAGCAGGAUGGAGCUUUGAACCAUCAGAAGUAGCUGUAUCUGUCGAUGGUGAAACAGACCAAUGUUCUACAGGCCAAGACAUAAACUUUUCUUUUAAUGGCUUUGGCAUCACGGGUAAAGUUAUAACAACUGGAAAGCUGUCUGGUCCCAGUGGUAUAACUGUGCAACUAGUCAAUGAUAAAGGAGAAGAAAGAAAUACAUUAACUACUGUUGGAGGAGACUUUCACUUUACACCAGUUAUCCCUGGAAAAUAUGUUUUGAAAGCUAGUCAUAACAGAUGGAAGUUAGAACCAUCUCAGGCAACUGUGCAAGUUAAGGAGGGAAACACUGUUUUGCCAAGUGGAGUACUUGCUGUCAAGGGCUAUGAUGUUUCUGGUUCAGUUACAUCAUUUGGCAGUCCUAUAGCAGGUGUACAUGUGUUGUUGUAUUCUAAAGAGGAGAAUCCAAAAUUUAGGGUAGAGGGCUGCAAAACGGCUCUCAUUCAGGGUGUUCCAGAAUCACCAAUCUGCUACUCAGUUACUGAUCAAGCUGGAGAGUUUAGUUUUGGUUUGGUUCCAGCCGGAGAGUAUAAAUUAUUGGCGAUGAGCAAGACACCAGGACAAGCUACACUUGUUUACAAUAUAAAACCAGAAAGUGUUGAAUUUAGCGUCCACCAUGACAGCCAGUAUAUUAAAAACGCUUUUGAGGUAACAGGGUUCACAGUAAUAGGAACUGCUCUUGCGUCAAAAGGAGGCAAGGCGGUGUCAGGAGCACGCGUGCUACUCAGUGGAGAACCAGUGGCUACUACAGACUCGGCUGGGAAAUUCACUCUAACAGCACUAAUUCCUGGAACAUACAUUAUAACAUUGGAGCAUGAGCAAUGUGAAUGGGAACCUCUAGAAGUACGGGUAGCCCCAAGUGGUAUCUCAAGCUUGCUUCAAGCUGUGGUGGCACGAUGGCGGGUGUGUGGUAGUGUCGCUCCGGCUCCUACGCCAGCGCGACGUCUGACUUUGCGCGCGGGUGAAUCUGCUUUUCAAGUAACCAGUGAUGAUUCUGGCAACUGGUGUACUUAUCUCCCAGCUGGGACAUACACAGCUCGGGUGGAUGUCACUGAACAGGAACAUAGAGAUGGAUUGCAGUUCUAUCCAGAAUGGCAGCAAGUAGUGGUAGGGAGUGCUCCAGUUAAAGGCAUCUCUUUCUCCCAACUCCGUGCUAAAGUUGAAGGACGUGUGGUUUGUGAUGGAGAAUGCGCUGGACUCCGGGUAACCUUACGAAGUUUGGCAGCAGAUGGAAGCUAUGUUGGUCAACCUACGCAUUCGGAUCUGAAACAGGACGGCACUUACGAGUUCUUAGACGUAUUGCCGGGCAGUGUGGAGGUAUCAGUGGAUAGUUCGCGAGUCUGUUGGCAAGAGAGUGCACACAAUGUAGCUGUGGUGUCCUCCCUGGCCACGGUUCCUAACUUUGUCCUCAAAGGCCUAGUGCUGAGUGUCGUCUGUUCACAUGAGAUGGAGGUGGCAUACAAAAGUGGUGACAUACAAGGAGUAAUGGUAUUGCCGGCGGGUUCUAGCGCACAGUGUUUACCGCGUGCUCGUUCUUACGUACUCACGCCUCGCGGCUGCCAUAAAGUGGAACCUGCGCAGGCGACUGUUAACUUCCGCCAUAGCGAAGUACCCUCAGUGGAAUUCAAAGCGCGAUCGCAUGCAGCGGUCGUGCGCGUGAUUGCUCGCGAGCCAGCGGACCUGUCUCUGCGUCUCGAAACUGACGCUGAGCAGUCUACCAUCAAACCGGCUCUUACAAAGACUGACGCUGGUCAUGUUUAUGAACACACUCUAUAUUUAGCAGAGGGUGAAGCGGUCACAGUUGUUCCACAAUCCAGCAGUUUCCUAUUCAAUCCGGUGAAAGAGCGACUCGUCGGUUCGGGACAGUGUGAUGCAGCGGCUCUUACUAUCAGAGCUACACUUGGCCUUACGAUCUCCGGUCGUACAGUGCCACCGGUUGCUGAAGUCCUUAUUACUCUUACGGGAGAUGAUAUUAAAUUAACUCAAGUAACCAAAGAGGACGGCUCAUACAGAUUUGGGCCUCUAGAAGCGGACAAACAGUACACUGUAACAGCUGAGAAAGCGUCCUACGCGUUUAGCGAACCUGAUGCGCAGGGAAACAUAAUUGCCCACAAACUCGCUGAGAUAGAAGUUCUUCUUAUUGAUGACGCAGAUGAGACGCCGUUAGAGGGCGCACUAGUAUCUGUUUCCGGAGGGUCCUACCGUCGCAAUGUAGCCAGCGGUGCUGACGGAUGGCUCAUAUUCGGUUCCUUAUCUGCCGCACAAUACUAUGUGAAAGCGAAUAUGAAGGAGUACAGAUUUACGCCACCUCAUCAUAUCUUGGAUGUCACUGAUCAACCGCAAAUGAAGACCACGAAACUUGUUUUUAGAGGAUCCCGCGUAGCGUGGUCCGUGUCAGGGCGUGUGCUAUCUGUGGGCGGUGCAGGCGCUGGUGGUAUAGGGUUACGCGCCCGCGCCGAACCUGCCACCUGCUUCGCUCAUGAUGCUACCACUUCACCCACUGGGGAAUUCAGAAUCCGUGGUCUUAUCCCAUCGUGUGUGUACACACUAGAGCUGAAAGAAAACUCCACGCCAGAGCUAAUGGGAACCAAGCUUGUACGCACAUAUCCACCGAUACAAGUCCAAGGCAAAGACAUAGAAAAUGUCCAGCUCAUAGUGUUACAGCCCACACAGUUGACAGACUCAACUGUGCUGGUUCAUGCUAAUAUAGACCAUUACAGGACGCUUAAAUUGACACUUGCACUAGAUAACACAAAGCAGCCACUCUAUAGCACUAAGUUAGAUCCUUCUGGAUACAGUGCGUCUUCAAACCCGGGUCUCAUGUACGUUCUUCCAAGGCUGCCCGCAGACAACAAGACGUACAGCAUACAGAUCGAGUCUACAUUGUCUAAACUGACACAUUCCUAUGAAGAGCCAGUUGUUUACUUCAAUUCGGAUGGGAAAUAUAAACAUUUCGAUAUUUAUUUCGUGACUAAGGUAAAAUCUUCGGAACAAGAACUACGUGCCACCUCGUUCCUAAUGCUGCCACUUCUAAUCGCUUUAGCCGCAGCUUACAUGCACCGGGACAAAAUACUUGCCCGGAUCAAAGCAGAUUAUGCUAACAAGAAAUUGCCCAGGAAAAAAGUUCAAUAA